This is a messenger RNA of Aptenodytes forsteri (emperor penguin), 1902 nucleotides long. RefSeq names its product kinesin family member 12 (gene KIF12). Gene Ontology annotation, molecular function: ATP binding; microtubule motor activity; microtubule binding. NCBI's taxonomy places the organism in Eukaryota, Metazoa, Chordata, Aves, Sphenisciformes, Spheniscidae. Bases 1 to 1902 code for a protein of 633 amino acids. The record is from RefSeq and is a predicted model, not a curated record. Gene Ontology annotation, biological process: microtubule-based movement. The transcript is spliced from 15 exons.
AUGACGGCGUCCGGCGCAGCCACGUCGGGGUUGGCACCCGGCUGGCCUUUGAGCCCUGGAGAGGAGCGGGAGGUCCCCGUGGUGGGCAGAGAGACACGCCUGAGAGUGGUGCUGAGGGUCCGGCCACUGACCUGCACGGAGACGCGGCGAGGUGACCGGCAGGUUGUGCACAGCCUUGGCGAUGGCACUGUCCAUGUGAGCGCGGCCAGGCACGAUGCCACCUUCGGGUUCAGCGCCGUGUUCGACGCGGGAGCCUCGCAGGAGGCCGUGUUCGAAGGCAGCGGGAUGAGGCAGCUGGUGGAGCUGGCGGUAGACGGGCUCAGCACCUUCUCCAGGUUCUCCUGCACCGUCUUCGCCUUCGGGCAGACCGGCUCGGGGAAGACCUACACCCUGAUGGGACCCCUCGCCCAGAGUGAGACCCGGCCGGCAGCUCCGGGGCUGCUGGGGCUGAUGCAGAGGUCCUUCGCCUGCCUCCUGGAGCAGAGCCGGAGCCGCAGCUCUGACCUGGCUCUCAGUGCCUCCUACCUGGAGAUCUACAACGAGCAGGUCCGGGACCUGCUAAGCCCGGGGCCGCCGUGUGCCCUGCCCCUGCGGUGGAGCAAAACCCGUGGCUUCUACGUGGAGAACCAGCUCAGCGUGGACUUCGAGAGCCUGGAGGCCAUCGCUGACCUGCUCCUGCAAGGUGCUGAGCCGUGGGCGCAGGGCUGGGGCUAUGCAGGGCCCAGCGCCUGCCCCAGCAAGCAGGGCACGCUGUGCUUCGUGGACCUGGCCGGCAGCGAGCGGGUGAAGGAGACUGGCUCCAGCGGGGAGCUCUCUGUGGAGGCCAACAACAUCAACCGCAGCCUCCUGGCACUGGGACACUGCAUCUCUCUGUUGGCCAAACCCCGAGGGAAGCGGACGCACAUCCCCUACCGGGACAGCAAGCUCACCCGGCUGCUGGCCCGCUCCCUGGGCGGCUCAGGCAUCACCCUGAUGGUUGCCUGCAUCUCCCCGUCCUCACGCUGCCUCUCGGAGACGCUGAGCACGCUGCACUAUGCCAGCCGGGCCCGGAGGGUCACCACCAGGCCCCUGGCCAACAGGGUGUCCCGGGAGAAGCUGCUGCAAACCUUGGAGGAAGAAAUCCAUGCCCUGCAGCUGGAAAACCUCUCCCUGCGCCAGCAACUGUGCCUGCCCAGGGUGCCAAUGAGGAGCACGGAGGUCCCGGUGACCCCACCCAGGGUGGGAGCAUGGCCGGGCUGGGGAGGCAGGUACGGCCCCGCAGGGCUGCGUCGCUCCCCUCUUGAAGGGCAGCUCUCGUUGGAGGGAGCCCCAGCCUGGCCCAGCCUCUACGGCCUCCUGCGGGACUUCGUGGUGGAGAACGAGCAGCUGAGGCAGCCCCGGCUGUCCCCAGACCCCAGCGGUGACGUCCCAGCUGGCCCAUCCCACAGAGCCACCCGCAGCUCCUCCCCCACCUCCGGCCGCCCCCGCUGCCCAGGGUGUCCCCAGUGCUACCCCGGGCUGGCCGAUGCCAUCGUGCCCCAGGCGCUGCCAGGGCCCCCCGCGCCGCAGCUGGUCCCCCUCGAGGGAAGCGCCAGUGUCCUGCUGCCCAGCCAGGAGGACGCAGCUCUGCCCGGCUCCCAUCAGCUCCCCGGGCACCCCCAGCCACAGCAGGGGAAGCGCAGGAGCCGGGACAGAAGCAGGAGCUUGUCUCAGCACCCACUCCCCCGGGAGCUGCCGGGCCCCGAGCGCUGUCCCACUCCCGAGGGAAGGGUCAUCCCUUCGGCACCGCCGUGGCCGGGAUUGCUGGAGCCGAAAGGUGAGCAGGGUGGCCGGGGGAAGCCAGGCAAGUGCUUCGAAUGGGGUCCCUCGGGGUUGGGCACCCGUCCCGAGCCCAGCCGCUCGUGCAUGGGGCUGUGGACCUGA